This is a messenger RNA of Gaeumannomyces tritici R3-111a-1, 3873 nucleotides long. RefSeq lists its product as hypothetical. Bases 216 to 3578 code for a protein of 1120 amino acids. Lineage: Eukaryota; Fungi; Ascomycota; Sordariomycetes; Magnaporthales; Magnaporthaceae. The record is from RefSeq and is a predicted model, not a curated record. Gene Ontology annotation, molecular function: protein binding. The transcript has 2 exons. Gene Ontology annotation, cellular component: Ric1-Rgp1 guanyl-nucleotide exchange factor complex; cytosol; Golgi membrane. Gene Ontology annotation, biological process: intracellular protein transport; retrograde transport, endosome to Golgi.
GUCAGCACCUGCACCCCAACCGAGCUUCGUGAGCUUCCGCAACCCGAGGUGCCGCCCACAAACGCCCCGGCACCAGAUACCAGACGCCCCCAGCCUGUCUGCCAUGCCCACUCGACUCUCCAGCGUGCCGCGCGAAUGAAGUCGACGCCGGGGCUGCCCAUCGCCUCGUCCCAGCCGUGGGCCUCGACAAGCAGCCUGCCCCCGACGGCCGCACCAUGUACUGGCCCGUUGGAACACCUCGCAUCUACGCCACCAGCGCCAGCAGCCAGGCCCCAACCUUCAGCUUCGUCGUCUCCCACGAUGGCCUCCCGUCGCCCGCCGACCUCGACCCGAGGCCCGAACGCCCGCCACUGCCGCAUGCCGACUCGUCCUCCAGCCAUGAUGGGUUGGCGCCGCCCCAGCCCUCCCCUCUUCUGCCCCCAGGCACGCCCCCCACGCCAUUGACGCCCGCCAUCAAGCCGGUUGAACAUGCCCUCCAGCACCCCGACGGAGCAACUUCUUACCCAGCCCCGCCCGGCGCCGCCUCCACGAGCCUGUCACUGCUUCUGAGCGAGCCCAUCCUGGCCCUACGCGUCGCUCGCUCAGGCCACCUCUUUGCCAUCAUCACGGCCACAUCCAUGACCGUAUGGCAGACAAAGCCCACGGUAGUGCUGGCCGCCGUUGUCAGAUCCCAGGCCUCCAUCAAGUCGUACGGCACCAACGUCGACCUGCUGCUGCGCCCAGACUCGGCCAUCUUUGUCGUGCAUACGAGCUCGGGCUACCUCAUCACGUACUCUCUAGCUACCGAUAUCGACUCGCGCGUGUAUAGGCCCGUCUUCACAAGCCACCCCAACGUGCAGAGGAGGAGGCAGAGCCACGCGGGCGGGCCGGGACAUGCGGCCCCCGACCAGAUCAUGUGGGGCCCUGGCGAGGGAACCGGGGUCCGCGAUGUGAGCGUGCGCUUCAAGAUGGUUAUCAAGGUAGAUGCGGGCAUCGAGAGCGCCCUGGCGCUCGACGAAGAGCUCGUGGUGGCCACGCGCAAGCCUGCCGCCGUCCAGUGCAUCCGCUGGACCCCCGACAGCUCUGGCAGCCAGACCAGCACCGAGAUUAUGAGCCGCAUGGGCUGGCUGGAUAAGAAGGUCACCAUCUCGGAGAUGACCAACGACCGACCCAUGAACCUGUCCACCUGGAUCACGAGCGACGGCAAGGCCUACGCCGUCCAGCGGACACCAGGCGGCCAGCCGCACCCCGAGACGGGCGAGCCGGACCCUAAGAAGUUAUUCAAGGGCUACUGCUUUCACGUCCCACGCAGUGACGUUGAGCGGGCCGCCCGCGCCGUCAUCAACGCCCGCUUCUCGCUCAUCGCCGUGGGGUGCGCCGACGGCAACAUCCGCGUGUACUCGGUCAAAGACUAUGCGGGCAACGUGCCCCCGUCGCACGUCCACGCGCUGCCCGUCUCGAGCUCGGCCUCGGGCCGGCUGACAACGCUGACGUACUCGCCCGACGGCUACUGCCUCUUUGCGGGCUACGAGAAAGGGUGGGCCACGUGGAGCGUUUACGGCAAGCCGCUAAGCCACAGCUUCACGGCAGACCCCGCAAUGGCGGCCGGCAACGGCGAGGCCUGGCUGUCGGGGGUCAGAGAUGCUGCCUGGAUCGGGGGUGCGGUCGAAAUGCUCCUCAUUGGUAUGAGGCACGAGGCCGUGUGGCUCCUCGAGAUGGCUCGCAGCGCCGUCACAGGCUGCUACUGUUCCGCCAACCUGUUCCGCACGGUGCUCCAGACGACGUCCAGCGUCAUGGUCUACCGAGGCUACGACCUGCCCGAUCUCAGCAGCAUCUCAGCGGAGCCCUCGCUCUGGCACACAGCCAGCAUCCCGGCCACCUACCUCCUGAACCAGUGGCCGGUACGAUAUACGGUUGUAUCCCCUGACGGGCGGUACGUGGCCGUUGCCGGACGACGCGGCCUGGCGCACUAUAGCGUCAACAGCGGGCGGUGGAAGAUGUUCGCAAACGAGGAAAUGGAAAACGAAUUCCAGGUCAGGGGCGGCAUGUGCUGGUACCAAAACGUCCUGGUGGCGGCGGUCGAGGUCAACCGGAGCUACCAGUUGCGCCUGUACUCGAGGGAGCCGGCCCUGGACAACGCCAAUAUUGUCCACCACCAACAGAUGCAGUCCCCCGUUGUCCUGAUAACGCCGUCGGGCGAGGAUUCGCUGCUGGUGUAUGGUCACAACAACAUACUCUACCACUACGUCUUCAGCACCUCACAGUCGGGCUCCGUGCGGCUGGUGCAGGUGGGCCAGAUUGCGUUUCAUGGCAUCGUGCGGUCCCCGGCCCGGGUGAGAGGGCUCAGCUGGAUCCUGCCCGAAAGCCAGCAGCUCACCGGCGACCCGUCCGACGACGUGGCCGUGGCGUCGGUUCUGUUUCUCGUGGAUGGCAAGCUGGUUCUGCUCAAUCCGUCGCUGAACGAAGAUGGGAACCUGAAGUACGAUAUGCGAGUCAUCGCGCAAAGCGUCGAGUAUUAUUUUUGCAUGUGGGAUCAGCCUUUUGAUGACGCGCUGCCGCCGCUAGCCUCCUCUGACGGGCACGGAUCGCUGGACCCUGGAGGCCCGGCGCCUUUGGAAAACUCGCUGUGGCUGCUGGACGGCGGAGAGCUGAGGGUGUGGUCUGAUGUGCAGACGGUCCUCGACGUCGUCUCAACGACAGGAGGGGAGCUUCCGCCGACGGCAACGCUCUCCACAGACUUCUACCCCUUAUCCGUUCUCCGAUCCAAAGGCUUCCUACUCGGGGUCGAGCCGGAGCUUGUCCAGCGGAGGGACAUCGACUUCAGCUUCUUCCGAUUCGCGCUCAGGACACACCUGUUCCUCCCAGAGCUGCUGCGAUUCCACUUGACGCGGAAUGAAUCGAGCGCGGCCCUUCGUCUGGCCCAGCAGUACCAGUCGCUAGCCUACUUCUCGCACGGUCUCGAGAUUCUGUUGCACCAUGUGCUAGACGAGGAGGUGGAUAGCGCGCCAGCGCCCGAGGCGGCGACGCUGCCGCGCGUGCUGUCGCUGCUGUCAUCGUUCCCGGACUACCUUGACGUUGUCGUGCAGUGCACACGCAAGACGGAAGCGCGGUCGUGGCGCACGCUCUUUGCCUACCUGCCUCCGGCGCAAGAGCUCUUUGAGGAGUCGCUCCUGCGCGGCAACCUCAAGACGGCGGGCGGCUACCUGCUCGUCCUGCACACUUUCGACGAACUCGCCUCGGCGAGUGAGCAGAGCGUCCGGCUUUUGAAGCGGGCGAUGCGUGAGGGCGACUGGGAGCUGUGCAAAGAGCUCGCGCGCUUCCUGGCGGCGCUCGACGACAGCGGCGACACGCUGCGGGGGGCGCUCGAGAUGGUGAACAUCAACGCAGGCGGCGGGACCGUGGUGGUUGCCUCUCUCGCCGGGAGGAUCGAUGGCCAGCCCAUCCCCCGCCUUUCGGUGCCCCCGUCCUUCAGCAACGGGACCGGAGAUGGGCGCGGUGGCAACGGCAGCAGCAGGGAUCGGAGCCGGAGCAGCGAGUCGAUCAGCAGAAGUAUCCGAGGGCUCGGUAUCAACGACGGGAGCACGUCGCCGGAUUCGUAGUCAUGAUGGAACUAUGAGCAGGCAGCCCGAGCUGCUGGCCUGCAGUCAUUUUUCUUGUUUACCUCUUAGUUUUCUUGUUUUGUCCCUUUUCCAUCAAGCUCUUUUUCCAGUUCGGGUCUUUGGAUAGACACGGGGUGAGCGGGAUCUGCAGCUUCGCCGGGUUGCUUCGGGUAACAGACGCAGACGGAAAUGCAUGGCAGCCUGAGGGAAAGGACAUACAUAGCAUAGCAUUGCCCUCCUAGAGACAAAGAAAUAGUAAAAUAAAGUAAAACGCGUUGCAUACGUAGUCGAUUGC